This is a messenger RNA of Quercus robur (English oak), 444 nucleotides long. Its product is annotated as agamous-like MADS-box protein AGL62. Gene Ontology annotation, biological process: regulation of transcription by RNA polymerase II. Bases 1 to 444 code for a protein of 147 amino acids. Lineage: Eukaryota; Viridiplantae; Streptophyta; Magnoliopsida; Fagales; Fagaceae. The record is from RefSeq and is a predicted model, not a curated record. The transcript has a single exon. Gene Ontology annotation, molecular function: protein dimerization activity; DNA-binding transcription factor activity, RNA polymerase II-specific; RNA polymerase II cis-regulatory region sequence-specific DNA binding.
AUGGUUAGACCGAAAGGCAUGGGACGCAGCAAAAUAGAGAUAAAGGAAAUACAGAACAAGGGAGCCAUGUACUGCACCUUCACAAAGCGUCGCAAUGGUCUAUGCAGAAAGGCUAGGGAGCUCCAUACCUUGUGUGGUGCCCAAGUUGCUGCCAUUGUCUUCUCUCCCAUGAACAAGAUGUACACCUUUGGUGAGCCUUCCGUGGACUCCGUGGUGAAUCGCUUUCUUUAUGAACAACAACAACAACCCUUGAAUAGAGGAGGGCAGAAGAAGAAGAAGACGAUACUGUUUUUGUCAGACGAGUGCAUUGAAGGUUUUGAGUUGCAUGAGCUUAAGCAUUGCACGGCUUUGAUGGAAAAGUUUGUGAAAAAUUUAGAGGAACGACUAGCAAACGUGGUGUAUAGGAGGGUUCAAACGAAGGAUUUGAUUAGUUUAAUUAAAUAA